This is a messenger RNA of Paramuricea clavata, 2236 nucleotides long. The record is from the annotation of a GenBank genome assembly. NCBI's taxonomy places the organism in Eukaryota, Metazoa, Cnidaria, Anthozoa, Malacalcyonacea, Plexauridae.
CGAACAGUGACCCGGGAGCGUUGCCUCGAACCUGAAGGUAACGGCGAACCGCAGAACACGCCUGAAAUCGACAGGACCUGCAGUCGUGACCAACUUGCGCCCCAGAGAUGCGCAGCUACAACGAUAGGCAGAAGCUCCAUAAACGCGAUGGAUUGUGGGGAAGGCAGAAACGGCCAGGAACCGAAACACCAGUGGGAACGCCACAUCGCUCCAAAACCGAUGGACCCUGCUGCGUCAGACGCGCCGAAGAAGUCGGUAAGCUGGGAUACGCCAGGCGACAAAAAGAAGCUGAUGCCAUUCCAAUCACGAAAGAAAGCGAGGUACCAGUGGACAUCCCAACGAAAAUCGACGUUAAGGCGAAUUGGGUGCGAGCGAUUGCGAAAAUGAGCCAGAUGAUCAAUCAUACGGCGCAAAAACGUUCGCCCAGGACGCACAACUUUGCACGCGUGGUGGAGGUAGCCAGUCAAGGACUCUAAGUCCUGACGGUGACAAGUACGCUUGUUGGACCAAGACUGGAGGAGUGACAUGGAACGGUUGAAUUUUUCGGCUGGCAACCUAGCAAUGUGAGUGACCGAGUCAAGAACAAUACCGAAGAACACCAAGCAGGUUGCGGGGCCCUCGAAUUCUCAUGGUGAAGAGAGAGACCCAAGUGGUUGAAGACGGUAACGAAGUGUCGAUGUGGGCUUGGCACACGGGAGGCGACAGGGGACCCAAAGUUAAAAAAUCAUCGAGGUAGUGGAACAACGGGUGAACGUGGUAGUUGUUGAAAGAAUCCAAUGAACAACGGACGCCACAGCAUCAAAAAGGAAUUGAGGAGACCUGAGGCCAACAGGUAGCACCAAGUCCACAUAGAAAGAGUCUCGCCAGUACAUGCCUAACAGAUGUCGGUCGGAGACGUUGAUCGGAAUGUUACGGUAGGCAGCCUGCACGUCGAACUUGGCCAUUAGGGCCCCGGGGCCAAUGACAACGAGGGAUCUGAUAGCGUCGUCAACGGAAAUGUAUCGCAUAGAGAAGGGAUCCUGAGGUAAACCAUCGUUAACGCUUGCUCCUUGGGGAGAGGAAAAGGUCAGGGAUGAGGCGCCACUUCCCAGGUUGAUGACGUUUCGGAAUAACCCCAAACGGACUGGUUUGAGAGAGGGCAGUGGGGGGCGGGGGUACGGGUAAGGACCAGCCACCCGGCGUUGAGCGACUUCCGUCGAGAGAUAUUUGUCGAUGACGUCCGGGUGUUGAGACGCCGACGUGAGACUGCGGAGCGACGGACGAAGGACCACACGCUCUGGAACGAAACCCACACGGAAACCAUCGCGAAUGCCCGCCAGCACAUACUCCUUGCGGGGACUAGGAUACUCCCUGAGCUCGUGCACAAAGGCUUCGAAAUUGCGAGGGCAAAUAGAGCCGAUCGUGAACGAGGAUAAGGGGAGUGGGGUAGGUCCUAGAAAAAGAUCAAGGAGGAGAGAUACGUAGCCCCACCCCCGGACCGAAAAAAAAACAAAAAAAAAAACCCCAAAAAAACUCCAGCACAAACGAGUUAGAAUACAAUUUUUAUUGGCUAAUGAUAGACUAAAGAGACUAGACUACAAAAUGUAGGUAUGUAUGUAUUGGCUUAACCACACGACAAUUCUAUCAGUCCAGAAAAAAACAAUGAUGCCGACGAGCGAAGCUCACGAACAACACGACCGACGGCACGCUGAAUAAAUAUCAUACAGCCGAGAAUCGACAACGUAACAGAAAAAGUAACAAUAUCAACGUUUUGAAAAAAAAGGAGACGCGCUUACGAUGUCCUCUGUGUGUGACUGGGUCGUUCCCGCAGGGACGUUAAAAGGCCAAAAAUACGUCUAUGCGACCCCCCACAUGCCAAACGAUCACAAGCAUGACAAUAUCGACACUGCCUGCCAAAGGCAGUGCAACGCUCACUGUUCCAGGACCUGCAAAAAAGGACGACGAAGGGGGACUGGAACCCGCAUGCUGAACGCGACACAGGGGAACGCGGAACACGAACCGCGGCGGUGUGGAUGUUAAAUAGCUCCACGUUCAUGUUUGACCGAUCAGACAAACCCGGGGCGGCGGCGUCGCGGCGAAAAGCCUCGUCGUAAUUGCGCCAGGCAUCACCUCCGAAUUGCGAAUACGUUCGCAGAAUCAGCAGUUCGUACAAAAGCAAGUCACGAGCACGGUGGGGGAACCAGGUAACGAGAACGAGGGAGAAUAUGGAAAUCAUCGGUAAUAUGUUAUCGAAUGG